AUGACUUUGGAGAUAGAAAAAAUCCAUCAAUACCAUAAUUUCUCACCUGAUUUUAUCAGCAAACAGUCCAGAGAGUGCAUUUUAGUUACUGGUAAAGCUGACAAUGAUACUGUUGAUCUUGCUAUUUAUAGCAUCAAUUGGCCCUUGUGCUACAAUGGAAAUCUCACAGCCAAGCCCAAGCAAGCUUCAUUGGCAAAUUUUGAUCCAUGCAGUGACUAUUAUGUGUAUGCUUAUUUCAAUAGCCCUGAGGUCCAAGAAGCCAUGCAUGCUAAUGUCACUAAGCUUAAUCAUGAUUGGGAAGCCUGCAUUGAUGUAUUGGGUGGUUGGAAGGAUAGCCCACCAACCCUUAUUCCCUUACCACAGGAAUUGAUGGCAAAUGGACUAACAGUCGGUGGGCACUCGCAGGUGUAUCAAGGGUACUUGACAUUUGUUACCUUGAGAGGUUCUGAGCAUGAAGCAGCAGCGCACCAGCCUGAAAGAUCACUUUCAAUGAUUAAACACUUCCUCUCCGGCACACCGCUCCCAAAAGGUAGUUCUUUUCAGCGGCCAUUUGCCGUUGUGGGGCUUCAAAAGUGCACAAAACUCUAA
Molecule: messenger RNA, 588 nt
Organism: Hevea brasiliensis (rubber tree)
Lineage: Eukaryota; Viridiplantae; Streptophyta; Magnoliopsida; Malpighiales; Euphorbiaceae
Product: serine carboxypeptidase-like 40
Exons: 3
Coding region: 1-588 (195 amino acids)
Biological process (GO): proteolysis
Molecular function (GO): serine-type carboxypeptidase activity
Source: RefSeq, a predicted model, not a curated record